UCACGGUGUCUCCGCGGGUGGGUAUAAAAGUUGAACCGGACCAGAGAUGCCUGCAAGCUGAGCGAGAGUACCCCGAGAGUCAGGAGACCCAAUUCGACCAAAACAGAAGAUCCAAAAUGGUGAGGAUAUCCUUCCGCCAGGCUUCGGCUGACAAGGUAGACAAAGACGAAACCUACAUAGAUGAAACGGACCAGGAGUCUAAUCAAGCCCAGAUCAAGCGGUAUUUUCCUGUCCGCUUGUGUCUCAUCAUGUUUUCUGGACUGGCCAUCUUCCUUGGAAUGCUGCUGGGCUCCAUUUACACCUACCGCCACUUCUUCCCUGCAGAGCUGUCUGCAAACAGCAAUUCAUCUUUCAAUCGGCAGGUGCCCGGGCUAAAAGAUCUGGACCAAGACAUCAAUCAACCGACCGACGUGUUCAAAUGCAACGUUUUGCUCAACUGGCAUCAGAACCGAAUGGCGCUGGUCAUGGCCGUGGGCAUCUACCUGGAAGGCGACAACCACUACAUCAGAAUAGACUUGUUUAAAGCUGGACAUGAGGAGCCCGUCAGCAUUAUCCAUGACUUUGCAAAUCUCAAGACGGCAUAUUACGCCAAAAAACAGCACAAGUGCUAUGUGACCGAGCUCAACACCAACCUGGUCAAAGCUCCACGGAACCUUUGGGACGUGCUGACCUUCACCAAGAGGGAGAUGUACCUGCCAGAUAAUUACAAAAUCCAAGAGGUGAUGCAGGUGACCCGCCAGCUGCACGACCACGAGGAUCUGGGUGGACCCAUUCAAGGGAUGUGCCGCAACUUGACCACCUUCGAAAUGGUUCCCAAGGACGACGUGGACAGUGAGUCGGGCAACUACGAAAGUGCCUCAAAGCAAGAAUCCACCAACGACUGCCUACUGAUCAGGCACUUGGAGAACCGCUACUUUGUGGAAACCAAUAUCUGCUACUAAAGAACGCAACAGCCCGGCCAGCGCCUCUUCAAGUUUGACUAAAAUGCACUUUAACCUUUGGCAAUUUGAUUUCUUACACAUUUCAUUGACAACGCCCGUUUUUUCUUGAUGGUGACUGGCUGGCGACCAGUCCAGGGUGCCUCUCGCUCAAAUUCAGCUAAGAUAAGAAGCUUGCAUAGAGAACCACCAAAUUUGAUUUUUACAUUUUCUAAUUAACAUUGGUCAAUGGCAAAUUUUAAUCGGAUGGUUUUGUUUGUCCUAAAUGUUAUUUAACUGCUAGGUUUUUUUUCCUGGCGAAUCAGGUUUUUGAAAGAUUUUAUAUUUGUGUCAGAUUGCUUGAACUCAUUUAUAAAUAUGACGAAAUAGUACCGUUUUUUUCCGUGUAUAGUGCGCAAAAUUUUACUAAUUUAUUGUCCUAAAAUCUGGGGUGCGCAUUAUACAUGGGUACAAAAAAAAAAAAAAAUAAAUAAAUUUUUUAAUUUUUUUUUUUUUUUU
Messenger RNA from Syngnathus typhle (broad-nosed pipefish), 1436 nucleotides. It is a transcript of the gene itm2cb, whose product is annotated as integral membrane protein 2Cb. The record is from RefSeq and is a predicted model, not a curated record. Gene Ontology annotation, cellular component: extracellular exosome; Golgi apparatus; plasma membrane. Bases 117 to 941 code for a protein of 274 amino acids. Gene Ontology annotation, molecular function: amyloid-beta binding. Gene Ontology annotation, biological process: negative regulation of amyloid precursor protein biosynthetic process. NCBI's taxonomy places the organism in Eukaryota, Metazoa, Chordata, Actinopteri, Syngnathiformes, Syngnathidae. The transcript is spliced from 7 exons.